Dendronephthya gigantea is the source of this 3870-nucleotide messenger RNA. RefSeq lists its product as uncharacterized. The transcript is spliced from 15 exons. Lineage: Eukaryota; Metazoa; Cnidaria; Anthozoa; Malacalcyonacea; Nephtheidae. Bases 172 to 3678 code for a protein of 1168 amino acids. The record is from RefSeq and is a predicted model, not a curated record. Gene Ontology annotation, molecular function: carbohydrate binding; protein binding.
UUUAAUGAUGUGAAAAAUUAUAACGAUGUUUGCGUUCGUGACGUAUCUUUAUCUUUAUCUAAUUCGUCUUUGCCAAACGAAGGUAUUGUGCAAAUUACCGCGAAUAAUUGGACCAAGAGUGUUUGUGCAGGAAGUUUAAAUAAUAAAGCCAAGAAUGUUGUUUGCGCUCAUAUGGGUUACAAAAGAGCAGAAUCUGUUGUUAAUACGUCGGUUCUACCCGAUUCAAAAGUUGAAAUAUUUUCUGGAACCAUAAACUGCAAUCAUGAUGACAACGACUUAUCCUUCUGUUCGUUCUCAAAUUCCACCUCCAGUUGUUCCCAGUUGUCAUACAUAAAAUGUCAUAUAUGCGACAGUCCUUUGUUAGAAGACAAAGAAAGAAUUCCAGAUUCGUCAUUCACUGCCUCUUCAGAAGGUCACAGAGCUUCUGAUGCAAGGAUAUCUAGUGGUAGUUCUUGGUGUGCUCCUGUCUCAGAUGGCAAGCAUUAUCUUCAAGUGGAUUUUAAAACACUUUAUUCGAUAAAUUAUAUCGCAACAUUUGGAGACGGUACAAGUGCCAAAUGGGUGAAGACGUAUAUCUUGAAUUAUACGACAGACUUGAUAAACUGGAAACAAUCCCACGCUGUAUUCCAAAAGAUAUUUCGAGGAAACCAGAAUGCUUUCAAUGGCGCAGCAAUAAGAAAUUUAAAUGGCUUAACAACAAGAGCUUUACGGUUUAUUCCAUUAUCGUAUGAAGUUCAACCUUGUAUGAGAAUUGAGAUCUGUGGUCAGAGAGCCGCUGGCUUUUUUGUGAAACAUGUUAAGACAGGGAUGUGUGUUAUCGACACAGAAGUUGUGAAACAUUCAGGCCCAUUUUGGGGUAGCUUGUCUUUUUUGGAACUUUCUAACAACUCGUGUUUCGAUGAAGCUGCUCAGUUUCGGUUUCGUGAUAACGGCGCCUUGUUCAACAUUAAGAGAAAAGGAUGUCUCGCUGCUUAUUUUAAACAUAAUUUUGGUUCCCAAUUUGAUGUUUUUUAUCUCUACGUCCCCGCUACAUCACUGGCAUUAGAUUAUUCUGCCUGUGCGCAAGAUCCUGGAAAGAAAAUCUAUCGUCGUAUAACCCAGACAUUUUGGGGAGGUUUAUCUGUAUAUUAUAAAGGUUAUACGAAAACAACAUUUCAGAACUGGUGUACAGUCCCUAAAACACACGCUCCGCUCGCUCAAAAUUACGGAAUUGAUCCCUACAUUGGAUUGACAACAGAUUGUAAUGACGCCGAGGAUAAACGUUUCAUUUUUGGCUCAGUGACGUGUUAUGGAAGGAUGGUAGGCAAUAUCAACUGUCCUAAAGAUCAGUUCAUGGUGGUCAAGACUGCAUCUUACCGUGGAUUGUCUGACUCAAAGACAUGUGGUUUGAGUGAUGAUUAUAGUUGUACAGUUGAUGUAACAUGUCUUGUAAAGAAACAAUGUGAUGGUCAACAUGAGUGUAAAAUAACUGUCAAUGAAACCUUGUUCUCUGAUGAUUUUUGUCAUGGAUUUAACAAAUAUCUUUACUUUGAAUAUCAAUGUAUUGAUACUGUGAAAUCUUAUAGCGUUGUUUGUGGUCAUAUUUGCGACAACCCUCUGUUAGAAGACAAAGAAAGAUUUCCAGAUUCGUCAUUCACUGCCUCAGUUUCUUCAGAGGGUCACAGAGCUUCUGAUGCAAGGAUAUUUAGUGGUAGCUCUUGGUGUGCUUCUGUUUCAGAUGGCAAACAUUAUCUUCAAGUCAACUUAGGAAGACUCUAUGUGUUAUAUAAUGUGACAACGUUUGGUGACAGUACCAGUGCCAAAUGGGUGAAGAGUUAUAAUAUAAAUUACACUGUUGAUUCAACGAAUUGGAAACAAGUUCAGACUGGAAAUCACAAGAUAUUUCAGGGCAACAAGAAUGCUUUCAAUGAUGCAGCAAAAAGAAGUUUAAAUGACAUAACAACAAAAGCUUUACGGUUUAUCCCAUUAUCGCAUGAAGUUCAACCUUGUAUGAGAGUUGAGAUCUGUGGUGACACUUUAUACCCAGACCAACCUAGAAACAUCACCGUCUCUAAUAUAACAACCCGGAGUGUUGAAAUAUCGUGGAUUGAUCCUGAGAAUCAAGGACUUACCAACGUAUCAAGAUUUCGGAUUAAAAUGAAGAAAGACGACUCGCUUAUUCUGAAUAUCACCACGGGAAAAAUAUAUGAAUAUAAAAUAGACAAGCUCACUACAUACACAAGUUAUGAAAUAUCUCUAGCUGCUGGAAACAAGGAUGGUUUUAGCGAAGAGAAUACUAUUGUGUUUUCGACAGGAGAGGAGGCUCCAGAAGGUCCUCCACUGAACGUCAAAGUCACCGCAGAAAGUUCAUCCUCAUUAUCAGUCACGUGGGAUCCUCCCGAAGAAGAGAAAAGAAAUGGCGAUAUCGUCAAUUAUACUGUGUGUAUCUCACAUGAAGAAACUAAACCUUGCUUUAAAGAACAUACUACAGAGAAGAUGAUGUUAGUCAUCGACAGUUUGAAUGCAUCAACCAAAUAUUUUGUUCGUGUUCUUGCAAGUACUAGAGUUGGUCGAGGAAACUAUAGUAAAAGUCAGGGAAUGUUUACAAAUGGAGAAGGAACAAAGGUGGCAACUAAGAGAACAGAAACUACAUUAACUUUCUCGUUACAAAUUCCUUCAGAAAAUUUCACGUAUUUUUACGUGGUAGCUUUGGAAUUGAGAAAAAGCAGCGACUGUCUUCGACCAUCCAGCAGUUACAAUGAUCUAGUGACAUACAAAGAAGCUACAACGUCAGCUGAACCAAAACCUUAUAUUGCCGCCGUCAUAACAAGCAGAGAUAAAAACAUGUUUAUACUUGGUGAUGGUGGAAAUACAAGUUUUCAAACAACACGAAGACGAAGAUCAUCAACAAAUGUUUAUUAUAAUGGACCACUGGAGUCUGGAGCAAGUUACAGUAUUUUUCAAAGGAUCUUUCUUGAUGACAAGGGUGAAUUUUACUCCACUGAUUGGAGUCCCGCAUCGACAACGGUAACACAAGCGCCAAGACCGAGCCUAACCACAAACACAGGUGGUGCCCCUGGUGUGUUAACAAACAUGUCCAGUGGUGACGUAAUGGCAAAGGAAGGUGAUCUUGUCACCCUGUUGUGUUCUGCUCAAGGGGAACCACCGAUCACUUUCAGUUGGGAAAAAGAUCAGACGUCACUGGAUGGAUUCAUUGUAAAGGACAUGCCUCAUCGUAGUUCCUUACUUGUCGUAACAAUGAAAGACGAAACAAGUUUUGGAAAAUAUAUUUGCAAUAUUCAAGAUCGAUUUACAAAAACUGCUCAUAAUAUUUCAGUUGUGAAACUUACAGCUCAAGAAGAGUGCGAAGGUUGCGGAAAUCAUCUUGUGGGAAUUAUAGUAUUAAUAAUUCUUCUGGUCAUUUUACUCAUUAUUAUUGCUUAUUUAUUGUUUCACCGAGUUCAUCGUCUCAAAUCGUCAAGCACUACGGGAAAUUUGGAGAGGAAGACCAAAGACAGUUCCAAAGAUAUUUAUGAAAAUCCUAACAAAGAUGACGUCAACAAUUAUGAACAAGUGGAAAAUGAACAGUCGACGUAUACAGCUCUUAAAAGACCGGGAAAGGACGAAGAUGAUCAUGUUUAUAGUCAUCUGAAUCAAAGACCUCAAGAAUACGAAAACCAGAAGGAAACUGGAUUAUAAAGAGGCUUUUGCACGGAACAUUUACAAUAAACUUAAGAUUAACAUUUCCAUAAUGAAAUAAAAACGUCCAGGUGUUAUCUAUAAUCUAGUUAAGACCACCUGUUGGUUUAAGUUAAUAUUUCGACCUGAACGUUUUACUUAAUUUUAAUAAUUAACCCAUCGACAACAAAUUUGGUCUAGAGAGGAUCAUUU